This is a messenger RNA of Lathyrus oleraceus (garden pea), 1125 nucleotides long. Its product is annotated as F-box protein SKIP19. The coding region runs from base 33 to 839 and encodes 268 amino acids. Lineage: Eukaryota; Viridiplantae; Streptophyta; Magnoliopsida; Fabales; Fabaceae. The transcript has 2 exons. Gene Ontology annotation, molecular function: protein binding. The record is from RefSeq and is a predicted model, not a curated record.
UUCGUUUGCAUGGCUAGCUGAUAAUUCCAACAAUGGAAACCGAAAACGAAAGCACAAUAGGGCCAAACUGGCUUGACCUUCCGAGAGAUCUGACAGCAAACAUCCUUCACAGACUUGGUACUGAUGAAAUUCUGUCAAGUGCAUGCCAAGUGUGCUCGCUAUGGUGGAACAUUAGCAAGGAUCCUCUCAUGUGGCGCACCAUUAAAAUGGGUAAUCGUCAUACAUCUUAUGAUGAUGCAUAUUUGGAGAAGAUUUGUUACAACGCUGUGAACCGAAGUUGCGAUCAUCUUGAAGAAAUUGAUAUUGAGUGUUUUGGCACCGAUAGUCUCCUUGAAUGCAUAGCAAACAACGGCAGUCACCUACAUUCCAUGCGGUUGAUAGAUUGCUGGAGUAUUUCAGAUGAAGGAUUUAGUGAAGCUGUGAGAAAGCUUCCGCAGUUAGAGACGGUUGAUAUUUCACUUACCAACUUACAUGAAGACUCUCUCGAAGUCCUUGGUCGAUCUUGCCCUCUUUUGAAGUCACUUCAAUAUUGUAUAACAGGGCCGUUAACAUAUCGAAAGUCUAAUGCUAUAGCUUUUGUUAUCGCGGAAACUAUGUCUGGAUUAUGCGAUCUUGACAUAGAAGGACACGGGAUCUCUGAUGUUGGGUUGAUUGCCAUUCUUGAUAAAUGUCCUCUUCUUAAAUAUCUUGACACUCGGAGAUGUCUAAAUCUCAUAUUGAGCGAAAGUUUGGAGAAAAGGUGCAUUGAUCAGUUCGAUACGAUGGUUCUUCCAGCUCCAGUUGAUUAUUAUCUCAAUCCUUAUUGGUACGAAUAUGCAACAUCAGAUGAUGAGUAUUAAGAUACUUAUUGGGUCUAUACAACAUCAGAUUUUAAUGAUCCUUAAAGAUAACUAUCAUCCUUAUUAUAUACCGUUGAUUUUCUGGCAAUGUACCUUCAAUUGGAAGUUCUAAUUGUGAUCUAGAGCAACUUAAUGUCAUGGUUUUGCUUUAACUAGUUUACUUGUAUUUCCCUGAUAAUUUUAGAGUCAUUCUCCGAAAUUGUAUAAGACUGAACGUUGUCUUCUGCCUGGGUUGUCAUGGAAUUCCUAUCAUAAGUCAUAGAUAGAAUAAUUGAUACUUCUUUUA